Messenger RNA from Conger conger (European conger), 6632 nucleotides. Its product is annotated as trichohyalin-like. Gene Ontology annotation, molecular function: small GTPase binding. The record is from RefSeq and is a predicted model, not a curated record. The coding region runs from base 159 to 4922 and encodes 1587 amino acids. Lineage: Eukaryota; Metazoa; Chordata; Actinopteri; Anguilliformes; Congridae. The transcript is spliced from 7 exons. Gene Ontology annotation, cellular component: intracellular membrane-bounded organelle. Gene Ontology annotation, biological process: regulated exocytosis.
CUGGGUGCGUCACAUCAACCAGAGCUUCGCAAAACGCCCUUGCGGGUCAUUUUAAGAACGCGCGAGUUGUGAGGGUUACAUUCUGGUGCGUAGUCCGAUUCUCCCCCUUUUCCUUUUCCUUUUGCCAAAGACGCAUACCCCCCUCUCCACAGGUACCAAUGUCUCUGGUUGACCAGAGUCAGCAGUGGUACCCCACGAGCGUGAAGGUAACGGUGUUCCAGGCGAAAAACCUGAGGAUUAAGGGCAAACAUGGCACCAACGACGCGUAUGCCAUCAUGCAGGUGGCCAAGGAGAAGGUCUCCACCUCCGUGGCAGAGAAGUCCGUUUCACCCGUGUGGAAGGAGGAGGCCAGCUUCGACCUGCCGCUUUUCCACCACGGUAACGAAGAGCGCUGCACCCUGCGCGUUUCUGUAAUGCACCGGGCCCUAGUGGGCAUGGACAAGCAGCUGGGACAAGUUGCCGUCAACCUGCUGGAUCUCAACGAGAACCAAAACCGCAACAAGACCGAGUGGUUCAAGCUCCUGGACAAGCAUGGAAAAGCGGACAAGGAGAGAGGGGAGGUUCUCCUGGACAUCCAGUUCAUGAGAAACAACAUGACAGCCAGCAUGUUUGACCUGUCGGGCCAGGGCAAGUCACGUUCCCGCAUGGGGAAGCUGAAAGACAAGAUCCGCGGGAAAAAGGCCGGCCUCUCGGACUCCGCUUCGGCCAUCGUACCCUCCUCCUCCAGCAGCGCACAGGUGAUGACAGACAGCGAGGACGAGGCCGAGGGUGUCGAGGGAGACAAAAAGAAGAAAAAGAAGAACAAGUUAAAGUCACUGUUCGGCCCCAAGUCCAACCUGCAGCGCAACAUCUCCCAGUCCAUGGUCACUCUGGGGUCCCUCUCUGAGAAGAACUCUGCACUCAGCGGCAGCCGGUCCUCAGGACUCAACGUGGACUCCCCCGAAGGGAAGAAGAAAUUCAAGUUUCUGACUCACAAGCGGACAGGCAGCUCAGACAGCAAGUCAUCCCAUGACAGCCUCUCUGUCCUGGGCCGCUCCAAGCUAGGAGGGCCUGAGCAAAGCGGGGUGUGCAUCAAUGGCAGCCAUGUAUAUGUGGAGACGCCUUUAGAAAACUCCACCCUCAGUCUCAACAGCUCUGACCAGGGCUCGGUGGAAGACCUGCAAUGGGGACGGGGGAGGAGUGAGUUCCCCAGCCAUGAAGAAGAGGAGGAGAGCAGAGAGGAGCAGGAGACGAAGAGGCUGAAGGAAGAACAAGAAAGAAAGAGGGAGGAGCAGGAAAAGAGGGAGGAAGAAGAGAGGAGAAAGAGGGAGGAAGAAGAGGAGACGAGGAAGAGGGAGGAAGAAGAGGAGAUGAGGAAGAUGGAGGUAGAAGAGAUGAGGAAGAGGGAAGAGGAAGAGGAGAUGAAGAGGGAGAUGAAGAGGAGGGAGGUAGAAGAGAUGAGGAAGAGGGAGGAGGAAGAGGAGAUGAGGAGGGAGAUGAGGAAGAGGGAGGUAGAAGAGAUGAGGAAGAGGGAAGAAGAAGAGGAGAUGAGGAGGGAGAUGAAGAGGAGGGAGGAAGAAGAGAUGAGGAAGAGGGAGGAAGAACAGGAGAUGAGGAAGAGGGAGGUAGAAGAGAUGAGAAAGAGGGAAGAAGAAGAGGAGAUGAGGAAGAGGGAGGUAGAAGAGAUGAGGAAGAGGGAAGAGGAAGAGGAGAUGAGGAAGAGAGAAGAAGAAGAGGUGAUGAGGAGGGAGAUGAAGAGGAGGGAGGAAGAAGAGAUGAGGAAGAGGGAGGAAGAACAGGAGAUGGGGAAGAGGGAGGAGAUAGAGGAGAUGAGGAGGGAAGAAGAAGAGGUGAGGAAGAGGGAACAGGUGCUGGAGAAGAACAGGUUGGAGGAAGCUAGGAAAACAGAACAGUUGAGGAAUCAGGAGGAAAAGGAAGCUGAGUUUGAGCUGUUCACCGAAGCCUCCUCCAGACCAUUCACCGAAACCUCCUCCAACCCAUUCACCGAAACCUCCUCCAACCCGUUUCAGGAGAGCUCCCUUAAUGCGUCUGCAAGCCAAGUCAUCCGGUCAGCCAGAAUUUCUGCUGUCAGACCCAGCCACGAUGAAGAAGAGGAGAGCAGAGAGGAGCAGGAGAGGAGGAGGCUGAAGGAAGAACAAGAAAGAAAGAGGGAGGAUCAGGAGAGGAGGAAGAGGGAGGAAGAAGAGGAGAUGAGGAAGAGAGAGGAAGAAGAGGAGAUGAGGAAGAGGGAGGAAGAAGAGGAGAUGAGGAAGAGAGAGGAAGAAGAGGAGAUGAGGAAGAGGGAGGAGGAAGAAGAGAUGAGAAGGGAGAUGAAGAGGAGGGAGGUAGAAGAGAUGAGGAAGAGGGAGGAAGAAGAGGAGAUGAGGAAGAGGGAGGAAGAAGAGGAGAUGAGGAAGAGAGAGGAAGAAGAGGAGAUGAGGAAGAGGGAGGAGGAAGAAGAGAUGAGAAGGGAGAUGAAGAGGAGAGAGGUAGAAGAGAUGAGGAAGAGGGAGGAAGAAGUGGAGAUGAGGAAGAGAGAGGAAGAAGAAGAGAUGAGGAAGAGGGAGGAAGAAGAGGAGAUGAGGAAGAGAGAGGAAGAAGAGGAGAUGAAGAGAAGGGAGGAAGAAGAGGAGAUGAGGAAGAGGGAGGAGGAAGAAGAGAUGAGAAGGGAGAUGAAGAGGAGGGAGGUAGAAGAGAUGAGGAAGAGGGAGGAAGAAGAGGAGAUGAGGAAGAGGGAGGAAGAAGAGGAGAUGAGGGAGAUAAAGAGGAGGGAUGAAGAAGAGGAGAGGAGGAAGAGGGAAGAGGAAGAGGAGAUGAGGAAGAGGGAGGAGGAAGAGGAGAUGAGGGAGAUGAAGAGGAGGGAGGAAGAAGAGGAGAUGAGGAAGAGGGAGGAACAAGAGGAAAUGAAGAAGAGGGAGGAGGAAGAGGAGAUGAGAAAGAGGGAGGAAGAAGAGGAGAUGAGGAAGAGGGAGGUAGAAGAGAUGAGGAAGAGGGAGGAAGAAGAAGAGAUGAGGAGGGAGAUAAAGAGGAGGGAUGAAGAAGAGAUGAGGAAGAGGGAGGAAGAAGAGGAAAUGAGGAAGAGGGAGGAGGAAGAGGAGAUGAGAAAGAGGGAGGAAGAAGAGGAGAUGAGGAAGAGGGAGGUAGAAGAGAUGAGGAAGAGGGAAGAAGAAGAGGAGAUGAGGAAGAGGGAGGAGGAAGAGGAGAUGAGGAGGGAAGAAGAAGAGGUGAGGAAGAGGGAACAGGUGCUGGAGAAGAACAGGUUGGAGGAAGCUAGGAAAACAGAACAGUUGAGGAAUCAGGAGGAAAAGGAAGCUGAGUUUGAGCUGUUCACCAAAGCCUCCUCCAGACCAUUCACUGAAGCCUCCUCCAACCCAUUCACCGAAACCUCCUCCAACCCAUUUGAGGAGAGCUCCCUUAAUGCGCCUGCAAGCCAAGUCAUCCGGUCAGCCAGAAUUUCUGCUGUCAGACCCAGUGAAGGCCCGUCCCAGUCGGCCAUCGCCCCCGAGGACCCACGUGUCCCGCAGGACCAGCCCAAUGCCCACUGCAGCUCUGAGGAGUCCUCAGCAGGGGGUGCUCUGAGGCCCCUCGCCAGGACCUCCAACGCAGAGAAGAAGCGUCGUGCUCCCCUGCCUCCACCCACUCCUGACCUGCUCUCCCAGAGCCAGCCAUGUUCUCCACAGGACGUCCUGCUCUCAUCGGCCAGGGUCCAAAAAAAGGGUGCUGCACCACCGAAGCCUCAGCCCGCUCUUCCGAUCGUUGACCCCGGUGCUGGAGAAAGGCAGAAGAGCUCAAAGGGGCAGGGUGAGCCAUCAUACUCAGCUCGUGAUGGGCAGCGACAGCUUGACGACAGGCCCGGCGAUACCUCGCCGACCAAUCGUGGGCAAGGAGGAGUGUACAGACUGGGGAGGGCGGUUGUACCUGAAGAGAACGAAAUGAUGAUGACCCAUGAGACUGAUUCCAGUACACCAGCGCCAAAGACAGCCUUUGACGAUGAUGAAGAUGGUGAUGACGCUCUGAAGGUGAAGAAGAGCACGGCUCUCGCUCACAGUGACCCGUUGUUCUCCUCUGGGGCUCACACUGGGAGUCAGGGCAGCAGAGCUGGGGAGAAGCAGGCAGAGCCCUCCGUAUGUGCAGUCCUGCCCCCUGACCCUCCGGCCAGCACCACUCCUGCCCUCAGCCGACGGGACGACCCAUUCGAGGAAGGGCAGAGUGCUGUAGAGAAGGAAAUGACGACAGGAUGUCCAAACACGUCCCCUGCGAGCCCGGCCAGGGUUGAAAGCGGGACUGGGACGGGUGGGAAGGAGGGGCCAAAAAGGAAGAACCGGGCGCCCCUGCCACCUGGAGCACCGUGCGGAGACGGCGCGUCUCAGGACCAGGGCGGUGUGGUGACCCUGCCCCCUGUGCUGUGCACCCCAGUCCCUGCUGAGCCCCAAAGCUCACAGGUUCCUGGGAGAAGGCGCGCCCCGCAGCCUGGGAGCGAAGCGGUUUCUGGGGGGCGGACCCUGCUGCGGGCCUGGGUGUCGCCCUCAGACCGCCAGCCAAUCACAGUGCAGAGUAGCACUGAAGGAGAUGGAGCCACAGGAAAAGUGGGUGGGCCACCCACGGCUCCAUGCAGGCCUCACGCAGUGAAGCCAUUGAGUUCCUUGGAGAGCCAGUAUCUUGGGGCAGACCUGGGGCAGACCUGGAGCAGCCCUGGGGCAGACCUGGGAGGCACAGAGGGAAUGACAAAGGUGAUGGAGUCCAUGGAGGGUGAAGACGGCCCCUAUUCCCAGCUCACCCGUUCAGAGCUCUCAUCCCUGGUGUUGAAGCAGCAGGAGCAGCUCUCUGAGAAGGACAGCAAGAUCACUGAGCUGGAGGAGUAUAUUGACAACCUGCUGGUGCGCAUCAUCGAGGAACAGCCUAACCUCUUGCAGUCAAUAAACACGAUCAAAAAGUCUGUCUAGAUAAGCAUUCUGCCACUGAGAAACAAGAAGCACUGGUAAAAUUAAGGGAAGGUUGGAUUUCAGUGGGUACAGGCAUCAGAGGUGUUGCUGUGCUGGUGUGGGUAGUAUAGUGGUAACUUGAUCAACAAUCACACUAGUUAAAGGCUGGGCCAUAUAUAAAAUAUAUAAAUAUAAAAUGGUUGCUCUCCUUGCGUGCUUCCUUCCUGCUGGUACAGGGUUAGGUUUGAAGUUAAACUAUUUUUAUAUUCGAAAACUCAUUGUGGAAAUAAAGGUGUUGUAAUGAUUGAUAACUGAAUAAUUACCAAAGCCCUUUGGAUCAUGCUGAAAUGGUCAUAGCAGUUGUGUGUGCCGGUUAGGUUACUGGAUCACAGAAUGUUAAAAAUUGUGGGAAGUAAAAUUAUGACCAACCUGGAUAGCAGUCUGAAACAUAUGACCAUGAAUGAGGAAUGAGAACCUGAGGUUUUGGGUCACACAUAGAAUUUAUUUUUCCAAUGAUUCCAAUGAUUUAACCAAUCACCAGCUUACACUGCAAAGAAAUUGACACACUAUUACUCAAUGUCGUAUCGUUUUUAGUUCAUUUUUUGUAUCUACUGUGUACUGUGAGAAAGUCUUGGCACCCUUAAUUGUUUUGGUCGUAGAUGAAAAAAAAAAGGUUUGUUUUCUGUAUUAGUGUGUCAGUACAAAAGAGCAAGUUUACAAGCAUUCUUUUUCCAAAGCAAUGAAUAUUAAUUUACAUUAAAUAAAGUAUUAAGUAAUAGACUCUUUUCAGAUAAUAACUUGAUUGAGGCUGUCUGGGAUUAACUGGAUAGCCAGGAGCAAGCAAGACAGCUAAGGUCUGCAGAAGAACUGUGGCAAGUUCCCAAAUAUGCUUGGAACAACCUACCAGCUGAUUUUCUUAUAAAACUGCAGGACAGUGUACCUAAGAGAAUUGAUGCAGUUUUAAAGGCGAAGGGUGGUCACAACAAAUAUUAAUUUGAUGUUGUUUUUAACUGUUCACUGCUCUUUAUAGUAAUUUCUUAUAGAUUUACAACUUCAUUAUUUUUUAAAGGAUCUUUCCUUUACAGAAUAUUUCAUGUGCCUAAGACUUUCACAGUACAGUAUAUGGCACUGCUUAAAGGUAUUUUCUGAAAUGUGAUGUCAUUUUUUGUUCGAUGAAUUUGUUAUUUUGUUGAUACGCAACAUUAAAUGAUUUUUUGGUGUGUCAAGCAGGGCAUGCUGCUGUAUUUGGUUGGAUGAGCUGUUACAUUCCUGUACUUCUACAUGAUGCCUGACAAAUGCAUCAAUCACUCAAUCACUCAUUAAUACAAAACCUGCCAUACUCUGAUAGAUAAGCAGUGUUAUGAAUAUACGUAUUGAUAUUUUCUGGGAAUAAAUAUCAUAAUGGUUUCUGAUAUGAGUUGUAUGACUUGCCUGCCUUACAGUUUCACAUAUAAUGUCCACCUUUUGCACAGUGAAGACCAUUUUAAUCUUUUAUCAUUUUUCAUGUUGCUCAAAAAUAGAAAAAUAAGCAAAACAUUUGGCUUAUUCCAGUUGUAAAAUGUAGUGCUGUAAAAAAAUAUUUGUCCCCUUCCUGAUUUCCUACAAAUAUUUUGUCUUUUUUACUCAGACUCUAAGAAAAAAAUAUAUAUUAGAAAAGCCUGAGUAAACAUUUUAUAAAUUACUGUUUAAUUUCUUUAAUGAAAAAUGUUAUUAAACACCCAAAUCACCCCA